Marasmius oreades (fairy-ring Marasmius) is the source of this 2129-nucleotide messenger RNA. RefSeq lists its product as uncharacterized. The transcript is spliced from 3 exons. The record is from RefSeq and is a predicted model, not a curated record. Bases 379 to 2049 code for a protein of 556 amino acids. NCBI's taxonomy places the organism in Eukaryota, Fungi, Basidiomycota, Agaricomycetes, Agaricales, Marasmiaceae.
GUCGCGACCACCAUCCUUCCUCUUUGGUCAACUUCAAUCUAACAAUUUACGGUGCGGGGAAACAUUGUUGAAGUCGAAGGGAGAGGUGAACAAGCCGCCGUAAGAAUGGAAUACAUGCUGCGACACGCCUCUCGGCAGAAGCAGUGCGAGAAGUUGACUUUGAGCGCUGAAGCGCUGAUUUCCAACUAGUCGGACGCACCAAGGACGUACCACAGUGCAAUUCCUCUCUUUUUUGGCUCUGACUCGGCGGCCAUGACAUUAAGGUCGAUCAUGAUUGUCACUUAUCAGAAUGGAAGUUUCUUGUCAGUACUGCAAACAGGCACUUCGAACUACAGCUAUUCCUAUCUUUUACGGUGAACUGAGCGCUUGAGGGACGCGAUGACGUAUUUGAUUCGACUAGUACUGCGAUCUGCGCAGUGCUCUCUAAGUCUUCUCUGUACCUCCAUCACCUUGUACAGAAUGAAUGAUCACUUGCCUUCCGACUGUACAGCAACAGACACCUCCCCAGUUCACAGAGUACCCCCGGAAGUUCUAUCUCUCAUAUUCACUUUCGCCGUGGACAGCAACUAUUUUGGACGGCGAAAGUUCCCUCGCAGAGUGGAGGCGUCUUCCUUGACGAAAAUAUGCUCAAGGUGGAGGUCUAUCGCUCUUGAAACACCGGAAAUCUGGGCUCGUAUCUCGAUUCGGGACGACUUUUUCUCCAGCGUCUACGCUACAAGAGUAGAACAAGGUCGUCUAAAGCUGUGUAUUGGACGCGCCAACUCGUUUCCUCUGUCUGUGCGGCUCGAUAUAGAAGCUGCGGUCAGUACGGACAUAAACGUGAUUCACCGACCUAAUAUAGAGGGGCAUACCACAUUCCUACGGUUGUUGACGGCACGUUCGGUCUGGGGUAGUCUAGUCAUUAACAUGACGGAUAUUCAGCGAGUGGAUCUCUGCAGGGCUGUCAUUGAAAUGAUAAAGGAUAAUCUGCAGUUUAUUCGACGACUCGAGGUCCAGUUCGCCAACUCCAUGGAAGAUAUGGAUUUGUUACAUAUUUGGCAGGGGAUAGAUACGUUUCCAAAACUCCAAUAUCUAGAUCUUCACCAUUCCCGGGAAAAGUUUCCUAGCGCCUCAGCGAAGACCUUCAUGACGGUUGAUACUUCCAUCUUUCCGUAUCAGCAACUCACCCACAUCUCUCUUAAUCUCAACGGAAGACCUGAGGAAACACUGCAAGUUUUACAACUUUCCCCGAACCUCGUAUUUGCACAUAUCCACUGCUAUCUACCCCAAAAUUUCUCUCCUGAAACUACCCAUAUUCCAUCCAUUUCUCUUCUGUCCCUAAAGACGUUGACACUUGACACGUUUCAGGAUCGCUCACAAUCCAAACUCGGUGUUCCGACUCUUAUUGGCGCACUGUUAACCCCAUCACUGAACUCCCUUUCCGUAUCGUGGAGGGCCAGUGAUCCAGACGAGGAGGACCUAUCCCUGAUCUCUACAGGGUUAUUAGACCUCUUCGCUCGGUCCGGGGUAUCAACCAGUCUACGCAAACUAGGCCUUUUUGUCAACGGUAUCGGGACAUCAUCGCCAACGGCAUGGAUUAGCCUCUUGGAGGUAUUGACUGGGUUAGAAGAGCUUCAGAUCGAGAUUUCAGAAAAUAAUAGGGUCGAAGUCGACGCUUCUGCGUUUCUACAACGGUUAGCGAAGGAACACGAUGGACGUGCUCCCAGGAGUCGUUUUCUUCCCAACCUCAAACACCUCCAAAUUCGUUAUAUCAACCACGCGAUUUUUACCUACGGGGGACGCCCUGAUCGACGCGCGUGGUUGAAUGGAUUUGAGACGAUGGUUGAAUCGCGUCAUUCUCGUGGGCUUAGAUCAGUACUGUUGGUGAUUAAAUGUGUGACUUAUGAAGCUUCAGAUUUGGGCUGGAAUUUGGAACGGUUGGAGCGGCUGCAACGAGAUGGGAGGUUGGCGAUACGGGUUUUGAAGGCUGUAACCCCUUUUGCAAAAGAGACUCUGGUUGAAUUGCUGGGUUAUGGGCUUGCUGGGUCGCCAAUGGAUCCAAAGCCAUGAUGGAUGGAACGAUUCAACCAUUUUUAAGGUAGUGAUCUUGUAAACAUUGUUCAUAAUCUUUCAUCAGAUUUUGGGAGCAC